This is a messenger RNA of Strongylus vulgaris, 444 nucleotides long. The record is from the annotation of a GenBank genome assembly. Lineage: Eukaryota; Metazoa; Nematoda; Chromadorea; Rhabditida; Strongylidae.
AUGGUGUUCGAUCUAGAAAACAGCAUCUGCACUGCACCUAUCGCUCACCCCGGUUUACCUUUAUGCAUAUCAUACAUAGAGGCAGUUAUAGAGUUCAGUGUGUGCUCUUCACCUCGCUUGACUCGUCAUGGAAGUGUGGUCUCCAUUGGCGAAACUCAACCAGAUGAAGCGACACUGCAUCGUUUAAAUCUAAUCACAUCCCUAAAGAAAGAGGUGAAAAUGAUAAUGGAAGAGGCUGUGACAAAACGACAUAUUGACAUCAAUUCACCCUACGUAACUUCCUUAUGUGUAGCCGUCGAAAAUUGUCUUAUGGAUGGUCUACGUCGCCGACUUCUUGGCCUUUUCGGCAAUCGCACCUCCCUUGCUCUACUACACACAAUCGCUAAGACGAACCCAGUUGCCGAGCAGGUGCUGGCAAAAACUUUGGAAACAAAUUCACAGUAA